Molecule: messenger RNA, 2563 nt
Organism: Solea solea (common sole)
Lineage: Eukaryota; Metazoa; Chordata; Actinopteri; Pleuronectiformes; Soleidae
Product: hexokinase-2-like
Exons: 11
Coding region: 172-1635 (487 amino acids)
Biological process (GO): intracellular glucose homeostasis; glycolytic process; glucose 6-phosphate metabolic process
Cellular component (GO): mitochondrion; cytosol
Molecular function (GO): fructokinase activity; mannokinase activity; ATP binding
Source: RefSeq, a predicted model, not a curated record
AAUGUUGUCGUCAUGACGAGAAGAAGAAUUGGGAAACAUUCAUGUGGUCACGCCCCUGAAGCAGAGUGGGUGUAAACUCACUCACUCACACCUUCACACACUCACUCGUUCAUUCAUAAAGGAAGUGGACUCAGCAGCAACACAAUCAGGUGAACUGGCCUUUGACCUCUGAUGAGCAACAUGAGUGGAGAGACGGCAACGCUGCACGUGGACGGGAUCCCACCGAACACGCUCAGUCAGGUGCAGACACACCUACAGCCCUUUCAUCUGUCUCUGGAGAAACUUGGAGACAUUUCUUGUCGACUAAAUAAGUCUUUGAUCUUGGGUUUGGGGAAACAUUCUCACCACAGAGCUGCAGUGAAGAUGUUGCCCACGUUUGUCAGAGCCACACCUGACGGAACAGAGAAAGGUGAUUUCCUGGCGUUGGACCUCGGUGGAACAAACUUCCGUGUUCUUCAUGUUCGUGUUUGUGAGGACGAGCAGCAAGUGUUAAAGAUGGACAGUCAGAUCUGUUCUAUCCCACAGGAGAUGAUGCUGGGACCUGGAGAACAGCUGUUUGACCACAUCGCCUCCUGCCUCAGUGACUUUAUUGAUGCUCAGAAUUUAAAGGGACAAACUCUUCCUCUGGGAUUCACCUUCUCAUUCCCCUGUGAGCAGCUGGAGAUCGACAAGAGCAUCCUGAUUCGCUGGACUAAAGGCUUUAACUGUUCUGGAGUGGAGGGAGAAGAUGUGGUGAAGCUGCUGAAAGAUGCCGUUCACAGGAGAGGAGACUACGAUAUUGGCUCGGUUGCCAUGGUGAAUGACACAGUGGGCACGAUGAUGAGCUGCGGCUACAGAGACCAGAGCUGUGAGAUCGGCAUGAUCAUCGGUACAGGAACAAACGCAUGCUACAUGGAGGAGAUGAAGAACGUGAAGCGUGUGGAGGGUGAGGACGGACGCAUGUGCAUUAACACAGAGUGGGGAGGCUUCGGGGACGACCACUCCCUGAGGGACAUCCUGACAGAGUUUGACCUGACGGUGGACAACAUGUCCAUCAACCCCGGCGUCCACAUUUUUGAGAAGAUGAUCAGUGGAAUGUAUCUGGGGGAAAUCGUUCGCCUGGUGCUUGUGCGUCUGACGGAGGACAAAGUGCUGUUUCAGGGACAAAUGUCUUCAGCUCUGAAGACACCAGGAAGCUUCCAGACAAAGUUCAUCUCUGAGAUUGAAGAAGAAGAUGCUGGUCUGGAAAAUGCCCAGAACAUUCUGACCCAGUUGGAGCUGAAGUGGGACCCGGUUGACGUGCGGGUGGUGCGUCUGGUCUGUGACACCGUCUCCUCGCGCUCUGCCCGCCUCUGCGGCGCCGCCCUGGCAACCAUUGCCAACAGAAUGAGAACCAGCCGUGGCCUGGACCAUCUGAAGACCACGGUGGGGGUGGACGGGACAGUCUACAGGAAACACCCCAAUUUCAGUGACGAGCUGCAGGCCACCGUGCGCCUCCUCGCUCCUCUGUGCAGCCUCAGCUUCCUGGUGUCAGAGGACGGCAGUGGGAAAGGCGCUGCCAUGGUAACAGCGGUGGCUCAGAGACUCGCUCUUCAGUCCCGGCUGUUAGACGAGAGUGAGGGUGAAGAUGAUGACGAAGAGGAGGAAGAGAAAUGAAGAGAAAACAUGCUCACCACAUUCACUCUAAUAAAAAAACAAUGAAAAGUUUCAUCAAAUUAAAAAUCUAUAAUCCCAGUUUAAUCCACGUUUCUCUGCAUAAAACAUGAUGUCACUUCCUGUGUCACUGCUGUGUCCACUCAGGAGGACAUGUCAUCGCAAACAUGAUGUGUCUCACACUGAGAGACAAGCAUGUGUGAUGUGUCUCACAUUGAGAGACAAAUAUGUGAUGUGUCUCACACUGAGAGACAAAUAUGUGAUGUGUCUCACACUGAGAGACAAGCAUGUGUGAUGUGUCUCACACUGAGAGACAAGCACGUGUGAUGUGUCUCACACUGAGAGACAAGCACGUGAUGUGUCUCACACUGAGAGACAAACCUGUGAUGUGUCUCACACUGAGAGACAAACGUGUGAUGUGUCUCACACUGAGAGACAAACGUGUGAUGUGUCUCACUGAGAGACAAGCACGUGUGAUGUGUCUCACACUGAGAGACAAACGUGUGAUGUGUCUCACACUGAGAGACAAACAUAUGAUGUGUCUCAAACUGAGAGACAAGCAUUUGUGAUGUGUCUCGCACUGAGAGACAAACAUGUGAUGUGUCUCACAAUGAGAUACAAGCACGCGUGAUGUGUCUCACACUGAGAGACAAACGCGUGAUGUGUCUCACACUGAGAGACAAACACAAUACACACAUUUCCUCUAAAAAUUAAAAAUCCUCUAAAUCUGCCUCCCCCUGCUGGAGAGCAGAGGGAACUACACUGUGAACACACACACAUUUAUUUACCACUGCAAAUGUACAAUAUUUCGUUGUCAUGGUUACAGGCCUGAUCAUAACAUCUCUAUUUGUGUAUAUUUGUUGUAUCAUGUACUGUAUAAUGUACUUGUUUCAUGUACUUGUAUCAUAAACUGUAUCAUGUACUUGUUUCA